UUGGUGUCGAGGAAUGAUAAUUUUGAAACUCUUGGUAGUAUGGAAUUAUACUAAAGAUUGGGGGAAGUCUUUAAAGUUGACCGGCUCUCUUAAGACAACUUCAGGAAAACAGCACCUGAAAAAAAAAAAAAAAAAAAAACUUCAGGAAAACAGGAAACGGUGUCGUUGUCAAAGUUUUUUCAGCAAACAAAAAACACGGUACGUUUCUGACCAUUAGCCGGAUCAAACAGAAAGCAAUCUUCCCCGAUGAAUCCACGAAGAAACCUCCCAAAAUUCAAUCAUUUUAUUUAAUCUCCCCAUCGGAUCCCACUCCAUCCUCAUUAUAACUCUUGUCACUUUCCCGAGAUAUUUAAUACGAAAACCAUACCCCUACUUUUCUUGAGAAAAUGUCGCACUCACUCAGUGAUACCAUACCUCUGCACUCUUCGUCCCAAUCCGACAUCGACGAGAUCGAAAACCUGAUCCACGCCAGCGUCCAAUCAGGCCAAUCCACUGUCCUUCCGGCCCCGCUUCCCAGUCCGACCCCGCCCGCCACGAUCCCUGUCUCCUCUGCUUUGUCUACUCCUUUCAUUAAUUCGAACCUCCCUUCAGUUCCUCCUUCUUCCAAUCAGAAGGUGCCGUCUGUCCUCGACGCGCUUCCGCCUCCGUUCCCGCCGUCGACUAAUCCUACCAGUUCUCGUUCGAAUGUUGGGGCUAGCGGUUUCGGGCCCGCUCCAAACACAUUGACGGAGCCGGUUUGGGACACGGUGAAGAGAGAUCUGUCGCGAAUUGUGAGUAAUUUGAAACUGGUUGUGUUUCCAAAUCCAUAUAGAGAAGAUCCGGGAAAAGCGCUGAGAGAUUGGGAUCUGUGGGGCCCCUUCUUCUUUAUAGUUUUUUUAGGGCUCACUCUCUCGUGGUCAGCCUCUGUCAAGAAGUCUGAGGUAUUCGCUGUUGCAUUUGCACUACUUGCAGCUGGUGCUGUUAUAUUGACAUUGAACGUGCUGCUAUUGGGUGGUCACAUAAUUUUCUUCCAGAGUCUUAGUCUUCUGGGUUAUUGUCUGUUCCCACUUGAUGUGGGAGCCUUAAUCUGUAUGUUGAAGGAUAACGUGAUGGUGAAAGUGAUUGUGGUGUGUGUGACAUUGGCUUGGAGCUCAUGGGCCGCCUAUCCUUUCAUGAGUUCAGCUGUGAACCCCAGGAGAAAAGCCCUUGCACUCUACCCCGUCUUCCUCAUGUAUGUCUCCGUUGGUUUUCUCAUCAUUGCCAUUGAUUAGCAUGAUGUUGCUGCUCAUUACAGGGGAUUCCCAUACCAAAUUGAGUUUUGAACUUUGAAAUAUUUUACAUUGUAUGAAAGAAACUUCUGGGUAGCUUUACACAACACUGUUUUAUAUGUUGGAGAGUAUCCUUCAGGUUAUCGUACCAAAAGUUCUGCGCGGGUGGGUGAUCAAAUGAUGAAUUGUAGGCAGCUGUAAGCUUCCUCUUAAAGAGUUUUUGAUUAAUUGUACCUGGAGAGUAUGUUAAUAUAUAUAAACAAGUUCCUUCAAUUCAAUCUACCGUAUUGGCUGUAUAGGUAAUUGGAUAAGUAUUAUAUAAUCUUCAGCUGAAGAUAUAUAUAUAUAUUUUUGUUUUGAGUCUUUA
Molecule: messenger RNA, 1614 nt
Organism: Mangifera indica (mango)
Lineage: Eukaryota; Viridiplantae; Streptophyta; Magnoliopsida; Sapindales; Anacardiaceae
Product: protein YIP4a-like
Exons: 4
Coding region: 387-1250 (287 amino acids)
Biological process (GO): endoplasmic reticulum to Golgi vesicle-mediated transport
Cellular component (GO): trans-Golgi network; membrane
Source: RefSeq, a predicted model, not a curated record